Molecule: messenger RNA, 2769 nt
Organism: Eucalyptus grandis
Lineage: Eukaryota; Viridiplantae; Streptophyta; Magnoliopsida; Myrtales; Myrtaceae
Product: disease resistance protein RPP5-like
Exons: 5
Coding region: 1-2769 (922 amino acids)
Biological process (GO): defense response; signal transduction
Molecular function (GO): ADP binding
Source: RefSeq, a predicted model, not a curated record
AUGUCAACGGUUCCUCUCUUGACUUGCUGUUUCCGUGGAAGCACGCGAUCGAGAGCCUCCUGCGAUAAAGACACCGCUGCCGAACCAAGUCAGGAGGUUGUUGGUCCCUUCUCCUCCGACUUGCUCGUUGAUUCUGCCGAGGGUGGAUCGUACCAGGGCAUCGACGGCUUGCGCGACAAGGAUCAAACUCAGACUUCCCAUGUCACUGGGUGGACUCAGUUCGGAGAUCAAUCUCUCCAUCGUCCUGCUGGAAUGAAAAGAGAGGAGGAGGGAGAAGAGACAGCAGGAGCUCUGACAAGCAAUAGCUGUGGCUAUGAGGUGUUCCUGAGUUUUAGAGGGCCUGAUACCCGCUUAACUAUCGCGGAUUGUCUCUAUGAAGCCAUGAUCCGUGCAGGGAUCCGCGCUUUCAAGGAUGACCCAGAGCUUCAAGUUGGUGAAGAGAUUGGAGGUAGUCUUUUGCAAGUGAUUAACAACUCCAGAAUUUACAUCCCGAUUUUCUCCAAAAAUUAUGCUUCAAGUAAGUGGUGCCUUCGUGAGCUCGCACACAUGGUGGAGUGCAUAGGGAAAAGAACGAGAGAGGCAGAUGAGAAAGUGAUCCUCCCUAUCUUCUACGAUGUGGAUGUAGAUGAUGUCAAGCUUAAGACCGAGUUAUAUCGGAAAGCCCUCCAAAAGCACAAGAGCAACUCUAGGAAGGAUUUAACAAGGAAGUGGGAGGAGGCUUUAGGGGAGGUUGCCAAAAUUAAGGGAUGGAAUCUCAAAGAUCACGGUGAAGAUAAACUGGUAAAGCUUGUGGUGGAAAAGGUUACUAGUUCGUUAUGGACAAAGUUGACAGAUGUGCCUAAUGAUUUGGUGGGAAUUAAGGAUCGAAUGGAUGACAUUAUGAAGAAGUUAGAUCUAGGAGUUUCUGAUGUAAGGUUUAUUGUGAUUCAUGGUAUGGGUGGCAUUGGAAAGACGACAUUGGCUGAGGCCGUCUUCGAGCAAAUCUCCCCUCAAUUUCAAGGUCAUUGCUGCUUUCUUAAAGAUGUCCGGAGUCAUGAUAUAGUAAUUUUACAAAAGAAAUUGUUAUCUGACAUUCUCAAUCUCAGUUGCACGAACCUCUCCUUCAUUGAUCAAGGGACUAACAUGAUCAAAAAGAGGUUCAAAGACAAGAAAGUCCUUAUUAUUCUUGAUGACAUCGAUAAGCCGGACCAAAUCAGGGGACUUGUAGGCCAUGCUCACUGGUUUGGUGAGGGAAGUAGAAUCAUCAUAAUGACAAGGAAUAUUGAUUUCUUGGUAACCGAAAGUGAAGAUGACAAUGCCUCACAUUAUCAAAAUUUUUCAUUCUACGAUAUGCCGGAGAUGAAUCGGGAUGAUGCUCUUCAACUUUUUUGUGAGCGUGCCUUGGGACUUGCCAAGCCUCCUUCUGAUUAUGUGAACAUUUCAAAUGAACUAAUCAAUGCUCUUGGAAGACUUCCAUUGGCUCUCAAUGUCAUAGGUUCCACACUCCGUGGAAAAUCCCGAAUUACAUGGGAAGAAUUCCUACAGAGGAUAAAGAAGAUCAUCAACGAUGAUAAACUAUGGAUGCAUGAUCAACUUAGAGACCUUGGAAGGGAUAUCGUCCACUCAGAAAAUAGCAGCAGUGAUCAAAGAGGUAGUAGAUUGUGGUGUCCCAAGGAUGCCUUCCAUGCAGUGAAGAGAAAAAAGGGAAUAGAAAACAUAGUAGCGCUCAAUCUCGGCACACCUAAACCUUGUGCAACAUAUAGAUUUAAACGCCAGGAAUUUGUGAGGUUGGUCAACCUUAGGUUCCUUCAAUUGGACCAUGGAAACUUCGAAGGAGACUUUAAGGAUCUUUUCUUCGAGCUAAGAUGGCUCUCUUGGAGUAAUUGCCCUUCGGAAUUCCAAGCUACUAACUUUGGGUUGGAGAAUCUAGUGGUUCUCAAGCUUUCUGGGGUCAAUAUUACUAAAGACUGGGGAGGAUGGUUGCUUCUCAUGUUGCCAAAGCUUCCUAAGAGUCUAACAAAAUUAAGCUUUUCAUUGACGUCGGUGACCCCAAUUCCCGACCUCUCAAACCUGACCAAUUUAGUUGAUCUAGAAAUGUGGGGAACACCAGUAUACAAGCCUAAUUUAGAGUGGCUGGUUAGGCUACGUGCUUUGAGGACGUUGCUCCUGGUUGUUAAAGAUAUGGCCUUGCCUCCAAUGGAUUUGAGUUCCCUCUCUCAGCUACAAGACCUCAAUUUAACUUAUGUUGAGCCCCAAUCUCUCACCAGACUUCCAUCCAGCCUUCAAAGUUUGAGUUUAUGGGAUGCCCAGUCACCAAUAGAUUGGUCACUCUUUUCCAACUUGGAAAAUUUGUCAACUCUGUCUCUCACUGGAUAUCGGCUAGAAGAGAUUCGAUUUGAUGUGCUCGGAAAGCUAAGGAAAUUCAAUGAAUUUAGGUUGGAACAGUGUCCAUGGAUCAAGACGCUGCCUGUUUUGCCAUGUUUGAAGGAGAUUCGGCGUAUGUCAUUCACCUUCAAUCGUCAGCUAACUGAGAUUGAGGGUUUAGGAGAAUUGAAAUCAUUGCGUGAAUUGUACUUCUGCGGAUGCACUUCCAUUAGAAGUUUAAGUGAAACUGAUUUGUCUCGCUUACAGAGUCUGAAUAGCUUGAAAUUCUGUGAGUGCGAAUCGCUGGAGAGCCUGCCGAAUUUGCCAUACAUGAAAACAUCUUUUCAUCUCACCAUAGAAAAGUGCCCAAGGUUACAUGAUUAUGAUGGCCCUUACAGGUCCUACAGAGACGGAGAAAUUCUUUAG